GUAAUUUUUCGAUUUUUCAGGUAUUAUUAACUGUGAUGUGUGGUUGAAAAUGGGUGAAGCAAUGGAUGAACUUCCUGACGGGCUGAAGCCCAGUCAGGCGCCUGAUCCGGUUGACGAAUUCGAAGCUGCCUUCCAGAAAUGUUUGACGGUUUUGGAGAAACCGGAAACGGUUGAAAGAAUGACGAGCGAGGAAAUGCGUUCAGCCGUGGACAAUAACAUAAUGCGCUUCAUUGAUCUCGGCCGAAGCCUGGAAUCUUUCUUCCUUCGCAAACGUUUCCUCAUCUCUCUGACCCAACCGGAGCAGAUCAUCAAAGAGGAUAUCGCGGAGUUGAAAACUGAGAUCCAACGCAAAGAUGCUUUAAUACAGCGGCAUUCGGAGAAAGUAGCGUUUUGGCAGAGCCUGGUGAACAGCACUGGUCCUGUGCCAGCGACCGGCGUCUCUCCUGUGGGUCCUAUGGCUGGAAUGCCGCAAGGAGUGCCACAUGGCAUGAUGGCACCGGGCGGGAUGCAGCAGCAAAUGCGGAUGAUGUCUCCCGGAGCUCCGCAACACGCGCGGAUGCCGGGAGCCAUGCCCAUGAUGCAACCCCCGAUGCCCGCCGGGCAUUUGGCGAAUCUCGAACGCGCUGCGAGCAACGUCGGCAUGCAGUAAUUCCGACUCAAAACAAAAAUGUUGAUCGAAAAUAAAAACCUCAAAUACCGCGAUCUUCACCCAGAAAACGCACCGAGGCGUCUGGAGGUCUGAAAUACGCCGUUUUUUUUUUCACGUUUGACAACAAUUUGCGAGCGAUUCGUGUAAGAUUCUUCAGGAAUCUGUGUCCUGAACCCCGGCCAUAUCAGCGUACUGAAGAGCUUAUUGAUCGACUUUGAGUUGAAGAUUUCUUUGUGAUCUUCUUUUUUGUCCGUUAUUUAUGAAUUCCAAGAGGGCGUUUUCGCGGGGGGAAGGACACGAUUGUUACGCUCCGACUUGCAGUUCGGCGUUUGGUGAAAAGUUUGCUUUUUUUCUAAAUAUCUUUCGCAGCUGUCAGCUUUUUCCGGGUUGAACCUCGAAUGAAUGGAGCUCAAUAAAUUUGUUGAGACAUACA
Notodromas monacha is the source of this 1082-nucleotide messenger RNA. The record is from the annotation of a GenBank genome assembly. NCBI's taxonomy places the organism in Eukaryota, Metazoa, Arthropoda, Ostracoda, Podocopida, Cyprididae.